AAAAAGAAAAGACAAAGCCUUUCCUCUUUUCUUUUUUGACUUUUUUUCGAGUGAAUUAAUUUUGCUGUGUAUAACAAUAUGAGUUUGAGAAUAGAGAGUUGAGAGUAGAGGAGAGGAGAGAGAAGAGAAGGAGGAGAGGAGGGGUGUUGGGUUCUGAGUCUGAGUGAGAAUGAAGCCGCAGCAGAAAGUAAGUGUAUGUUGUUGUUUGGGUUUGUUGGUGGUGGCAUUGGCGGCUGCCUUGAAGGAGAAGGAGAAAGAGCAAGUGUUGUGGUCUAAGUCUUGGUUAGACUUAGCGGACAAAGAUGCGGCGGACUCAGCCUCCUCAGCCUUACCCACACAGACACAGACGAAGCCUCCUCUCAAUCUCAUGGUUCCCCUCACUCUCAUCGACUCUGCUGCUUCUAAAGGAGCUGUCUGCUUGGAUGGCACAUUGCCCGGUUACCAUCUUCAUCCUGGCUAUGGAUCGGGUGCAAACAGCUGGCUCAUUCAGUUGGAGGGAGGUGGGUGGUGUAACUCAAUCAGAAAUUGUGUUUAUCGCAAAACUACUCGCCGCGGUUCAUCCAAGUUCAUGGAAAAGCAAUUACCAUUCACAGGAAUAUUGAGCAAUAAAGCGGAAGAAAACCCUGAUUUCUUCAACUGGAACAGGGUCAAGCUACGUUACUGUGAUGGGGCUUCUUUUAGUGGAGACAGUCAGGAUGAGGCUGCACAACUUCAUUUUCGAGGGCAACGGAUAUGGUUAGCCGCUAUGGAAGAGUUAAUGUCCAAAGGAAUGCAGAAAGCUGACCAGGCUCUUCUUUCUGGAUGUUCUGCUGGGGGUCUGGCAUCCAUACUACACUGUGAUGAGUUCCAAGACUUGUUUCCCGAAACUACCAGAGUGAAAUGUCUAAGUGAUGCUGGAAUGUUCCUUGAUGCAAUUGAUGUAUCUGGUGGCCACACUCUAAAGAAUUUGUAUGCUGGUGUGGUUAGCUUGCAGGAAGUGGAAAAAAAUCUGCCAAAGACUUGCAUCGACCACCUAGACCCAACUUCGUGCUUCUUUCCUCAAAAUUUGGUUGCAAAUGUUAAGACUCCCAUGUUUCUUCUCAAUGCAGCCUAUGAUGCAUGGCAGGUUCAAGCUAGUUUAGCCCCUCCAUCUGCAGAUCCUCGUGGCUUAUGGGGUGCAUGCAAAUCAAACCAUGCACUUUGUAAUUCAUCCCAAAUCCAGUUUUUCCAAGACUUCAGGAAUCAAAUGCUCAAUGCUGUUAGAGAUUUCUCAGUGUCCACUAAAAAUGGUUUAUUCAUCAAUUCCUGCUUUGCUCACUGCCAAUCUGAGAGACAAGAUACAUGGUUUGCUGAUGAUUCUCCUGUUCUUGGAAACAGGGCAAUUGCAUUGUCUGUUGGAGACUGGUACUUUGAUCGACUGCCGGUUAAAGCUAUUGACUGUGCAUACCCCUGUGAUAACACCUGCCACAAUCUAAUGUUCAAAUUUAUCUUCCAGUUCCAUGACAUAUUCUCAAUCCACAAGGUUGUCUUUUACUGUGCUAAAUCUGCUAAGUGCCUUGAUGGUGCCCAUAAUAUGUUCCAGAUGUAUCAUGCGGUUUCAUUCUGUCAAGUGAGAACAGAUGCUAUCUCUGUCUCUCUUUGUGCAGAGAUUUUGGAAUUUUUUCGCUUCCAUAUCGUGGAUAGGAUUUAAUUUACUAGUUCACUGGUAUAAAUCCUCCAGCAUGUAUGAUAGGCCUGACUACGGCCAUUAACAGUUAACACAGAUUACUUAUGAGUUUUGAGAGAAAAAGCAGGGCUAAAAACAGUGCGUUUGUUUACUGUCCUGCUCCUACAGGGUUUCAUCCAAGUAAAGUAUGACAUUCUUUC
Molecule: messenger RNA, 1845 nt
Organism: Prunus dulcis (almond)
Lineage: Eukaryota; Viridiplantae; Streptophyta; Magnoliopsida; Rosales; Rosaceae
Product: pectin acetylesterase 3-like
Exons: 13
Coding region: 170-1669 (499 amino acids)
Biological process (GO): cell wall organization
Cellular component (GO): plant-type cell wall
Molecular function (GO): pectin acetylesterase activity
Source: RefSeq, a predicted model, not a curated record